ACACGUGUGCAUCCAUUCAGCCGCCGGAUCCUCUGCAGCAGUGCGAUGCUAGCCGAGUGCGUGAUCUCAUUCAAAGCGGGUAACUUGUGUCUUUAGGUGUCUAAAUCUGCUGCCCCCCCCCCACACAUACACGCAAAUCAGCGACUCCUCCCACUCCUCCUCCGAACCCCCAUCCACCCAGGUCGACAGCAGGACGGUGUAGCGAUUCCGGACACAGCGCUGAAACCGGACACGGACGUACGCAGGCAAAGACUCAGCUUUUGGUUCUUGUGCCAGCCCAGGGAUUAUAAUGCAGUGUUUGUUUGCAGGAAGAUUUCUCUAAGAGACCGAGAGCCUUUGGUGGGUGACUGUCCUGCGUGUGCGUGCGUACCGGUUGUUUUUUCUGAGCUGUUGGACUGACGCACGGAUACUGCAGCAGAACUGCAGGGGCCUGGACACUAACCUGGAGGACAUGAGGACCCAGCGGAUCCCCCGCCCCUGAGCUCCAGACCCCACUGCUGCUGCACAUUCUGCUGAGCUGAGCAGAGCUCCCAGAGGCCGACAGGAUGCUGACAGCUCGCGAUGGAGCUCGAGAUGAAGCUCAGAAGCUGCACAGGAAAUGGAUGAAGCACCAGGCCUUCAUGGCCGAACUGGCCCGCAACAAAGAAUGGCUCGCCAAGAUUGAACAGGAGGGCGAAGAGCUAAUCCAGGAGCAGCCCGAGUUGCGAUCUGUGGUGGAAAUGAAGUUAAAGGAGAUCAGAGAGUGCUGGUCUCAUCUGGAGAACACCACUAAAGUCAAGGCCCGGCAGCUCUUUGAAACCCAGAACCACCGGACUACUGACCUGCCCACCAACAACCUCAGCGACCUGGACCAGCAUUUGAACAUCAUACAGGAGCAGCCGCCCACACUGGGCUCCACCCACACCACACAACCCACCCUCCUCCAGCCCCGUCCCACUUUCAGCCAGCAGCUCCAGAGGAUACAAUCGUGGGAAGACCAAAUGCAGCUCUUUCACGGUGUUAGUGAAGUCAUGGCUGGUGCUGAUCACAGGAGACCUGAAGGAGAAGAGCAAGGAGGUGUGCCAGAGACCCGGAUUGUGCGUCUGAUUGAGCCUCUGAAGGAAAGGAGGCGGAUCCUUCUCGCCUCAAAAGAAUUGCACCAAGUCACACAGGACCUGGAGGAUGAGAUUAUAUGGAUUCAGGAGCGGUUGCAUUUGGCCUCAUCUAUAGAAUAUGGGACCAAUUUGCAGAGUGUCCAGAAUUUAAUCAAAAACCAUGAGGCACUGCAGAUGGAAAUGCAGGUUCGGAGGGGGCGACUCGAGGAGGUACUGGAAAGGGCAGAGGCUAUCGCUGCCUUGCGGACCCCAGAGGUGGAGCUUGUGCGGGAGGGGGCGGGGCAUGUGAGACAGCUGUGGGAGGUGCUUCAGGUGGAGAUGGAACGCCGCACAGUCAUGCUGGAUGCUGUGAACCAAGCCCAGCAGUACUACAGCCAGGCAGCGAAGACUGAGUCUUGGCUCAGUGGACAGAAACUUCAGGUCCUCAAUGAGGAGAAAGGAAACGACGAAGCCAGCACUCUUAGGUUACUGAAAGAGCAGUUGGCCUUGGAGCAAACAGUGGAGAAUUAUGCAGAGACAGUGGGCUCACUGUCCCAGCAGUGCCGUCGCAUGCUUGAGUUAGGACAUCCAGACAGUGAGAAAAUAACCAAGCAGCAGGCUCAUAUAGACCGACUGUAUGUGUCUCUGAAAGACUUGGUAGAGCAGAGGAAAACAAAACUGGAGCAGCAGUACUGGUUGUAUCAAUUGAAGCGAGAGGUGGAGGCACUGGAGAAAUGGAUUUCUGAGAGGGAAGCUGUCGCCAGCUCCACUGAGCUCGGCCAGGACCUGGAGCACGUCACGGUUCUUCAGAGCAGCUUUACCCAGUUUUCCUCUGAGACACGUGCAGUGGGCCAGAAACAGAUGGAUUCAGUCAAUAAGAUGGUGAAUGAGAUGAUCGACUGCAGUCACUCUGAUGCUGCCACCAUUGCAGAGUGGAAAGACGGACUGAACGAGUCCUGGGCGGAUCUUCUGGAGCUCAUGGAGACGAGAGCGCAGAUGUUGGCAGCAUCCUACCAGCUGCACAAGUUCUUCACUGACUGUCAGGAGGUAUUGGUACAGAUAGAAGGAAAGAUGAGACAGCUGCCGGAGGUGAGGUCCUGUCAGGUGAGCUCAGCCAACCCUGGCACACUACAGAGACUCCUGCACUCUUUCGAACACUCCCUGCAGCUGCUGGUCUCACAGGUACGCCAACUGCAAGAAAAUGCAGUUCAGCUACGUGCAAUCUAUGCUGGGGAGAAGGCAGAUGCCAUUUUGAGCCGUGAGCAGGAAGUGAUGCAGGCCUGGAAAGAGCUCCUCGUCGCAUGUGAGGGCAGCCGUGUGCAGGUCACCACCGUAACCGAUAAGAUCCAGUUCUUCGCGGUGGUGCGGGAACUGAGCAUGUGGAUGGAUGGAAUCAUGGGGCAGAUUGGCCCAAAUGACGAUGCCAGGGACCUCUCAGUGCUGGAGGGCAUGAUGUCCCAACAUCAGAAUCUGAAGAGUAAGAUGGACAACAAGAGCAAGAACUUUGUGCACUGUGUGGAGAUGGGAAAAAUGCUGCUCGCUGCCCGCAACCCUGCAGCUGAAGAGGUGAAGGAAAAGCUGGAGUAUGUCAUGACAAAGCAGAAAGAGAUGAAUGAGCGAUGGGACCUGCACUGGGAGAAGCUUCAGCAAGCCAAGCAGAGGCUGCAGUCCACUCAGACGGGAUUGACAGAGCAGCCCUGGCUCACAAUCAAGGAACCAAUCACUCCGAUUACCCGUGAGGCAGGGGGCGGGACAGACGAGGUGGAGGAGCUGAUUCGCCGGCAUGAAGCGUUCCGGAAAGCUGCAUCCACUUGGAAAGACCAUUUCAGCUCUUUACGACAGGCAGAGAAGAUGAAGGAGGAAUUGAACAAACCACCUUCUACCUCCUCUCUCCUCAGCAGGCAGAUGUUCCCUCUCUCCUGUCUUGUGCCCAGCUCUUCUUCCUCAUCUUCAUCAUCCUCUCUUUUCCGUAACCCCCUUCAGGACUCAUUUCUUGAGUCUAAGCCCGGUCCAGACCUCAUGCACUCCACAGAACACACGGUGACUCACACUCUCCCUCAGCGGCUCGGGUCCAGCCUAAACCCCUACACACCUGUUAUGAAUGGUUCCUCCUACCACGGGUUACAGCAGCCAUCGGGGGUCAUCAAUGAAAGUCCUUUAUACCAAUCGAUAAAACAACAGGGUGUUUCAAGUUUGGAUAAUUCCAGCUAUCAGGGGCUUAACCAACAAGUUGGCGUCUUUGGGGUGAACAGCUCCAGCUAUACUGGACUAAACCAACAAGGUGCUUUAGCAGAGGACGGCUCUAGCUACCAUAGCCUGAACCAUUUAGGUGCCGUAGGGGUUGUAGAGCCCAAAAUGGGAUAUGCUUGGCAGCACCUGAAAGCUGACUGCUUUCAGCCCAAAAUCAACCACAUUCACAAAGCGGUUCCUCCUUUACUGGAGGCGCAUCGAGCUCAGCUUGCUAGCGCAGGAGCAAACAUGCCGGCUCCUCCAGUGGGCAUGGACCCCUCGCUGGAGAUGAUCCACAGUCGUUUACAAAGAGACCCCCGUGGGAGCCGCUCUGACCCACAGAUGGAUCACCUUCGGCGGGAGAGGGAGUACAGGCUAGGCAGACAGACUUCCAGCGAGCAGGAGAUUCAGGCACGACUCAAUGAGCUGCCAUUGAUUGUUCGGCAGGAGCGUUACCGUCGGAGAAUGGAGAGACAGUCGUCCAGUGAGCAAGAGGCCAGUGGAAAGCAGAGAGUGCAAAAACACGACUCCAGCGAUGCAGAAUCUGGGAAAGAGCCAUCUGACAAGAGGCCGUCUGGGGAGAAGCGUUCCACUAUGGCUGAGAUUGUUGAGCAAGUGCAGGAGAGAGAAGCUUGCCAUGCAAGAGGAGAGGUGUACAGACCCCCCAGUAGCCUCUCUGCACCAGUAAGUCGUCUGGAUCGUCCUCGAGCUCGUGACCGUCCCAAACCACGAAGAAGACCUCGUCCAAAAGAGCCUGAAGAGCCACGGAGGUCACGCUCUGCACCUGCACAGAGUGUCCCAUCCACACCUCAACCUCCGACCCACACCGUCCAUCACGAGGGCUUCCUGUACAGGAAACACGAAGAGGAGGGAAAGAGAGAAGCCCAAACAGUAAAUCGUGGGUAAAUCUAUUCUGCGUGCUCAAACAAGGGGAGAUAGGGUUCUACAAGGAUGCACGACACACAACCACACCCUACAAUGACGAGCCUCUCCUCAA
Danio aesculapii is the source of this 4299-nucleotide messenger RNA. RefSeq names its product spectrin, beta, non-erythrocytic 4a (gene sptbn4a). Gene Ontology annotation, molecular function: actin filament binding. The transcript has 18 exons. Gene Ontology annotation, biological process: actin cytoskeleton organization. Gene Ontology annotation, cellular component: plasma membrane; cell projection; cell junction. The record is from RefSeq and is a predicted model, not a curated record. Bases 546 to 4208 code for a protein of 1220 amino acids. NCBI's taxonomy places the organism in Eukaryota, Metazoa, Chordata, Actinopteri, Cypriniformes, Danionidae.